This is a messenger RNA of Ostertagia ostertagi, 339 nucleotides long. NCBI's taxonomy places the organism in Eukaryota, Metazoa, Nematoda, Chromadorea, Rhabditida, Trichostrongylidae. The record is from the annotation of a GenBank genome assembly.
AUGGAUCUGCGAACGUUUCCACUGGACAGCAUCAAGUGCACAUUGUUACUGGAAAGCUAUUCGUACAACUCAGCCGAGGUCUCACUUCGAUGGCUUGAAUGGUCUCCGGUGAGCACAGUGAAGGACGACUAUAAUUUGCCGGACUUCAAAAUGGCAAACAUGACUUAUGACGCGGUAACGGAGACGUACACGGCUGGUCUUUGGCAUCGCCUUGCCGUCACGAUUGAGUUUGAAAGGCUCUACGGGUUCUACAUUCUUCAGAUGUACUUGCCAACAUACGUCUCGGUGUUCAUUUCGUGGAUAGCCUUCUGGAUGGACACUCGCGCUCUGUCGGCCUAA